GGGUGGAUUCAGCAAGCUAUUUCUCGGUCUGAGGACUGCCAAAUGAUCACUUCAUUGGAUUGUAGUCCACCUUUCAGCCACAGGCUUAUUCCAGUCAGUUGAUCGCAUUUGUGCCCAUCUUCCCGUGGAAAAUCUGAACUAGCUUUCUGGAUGUUCUGGUGUCCACCAAGAUAUCUUGUUUUAAGAAGGACUGAAACCCCUACGAUAGAGCAUGAGUUGCGAUUAUAGGUCAAAGUAACAUACUCGCGUUUGCAGAACCUCAUGCGCUUGUUCCUUGCUCUUCGUGCAUGCCGAAGUUUGCCCGGAUAGGUCAACGUCAUCCCAUGGAUACAGCGAAGGUCUUCUUCGACCAUGUCGCCAGUACGUGCAGCAUACCGAAGCAAUUAUGGAACAUUCACAACGAAAUCUUGUAGAUCAAGGUCAUUCGAGAACCAGAUCAGGCGCCAGGCCUACCCGACCUCGAACCUCCACCAAAGGUCCGCUAGAGGCGGAUGAGGGCCCGCUAUCAUCGCCGUUGUCGCCAAGAGCGCCCGGAGCACUUCUCGUAGCAUCGCGGCAAGCAAGUCCGAGGGCCAGUCCAUCACUGACCAGGUCACCGGCUCGGUCGCCUGCACCGCCAGUGCCCGUCUCGUCCCGGGACUUCUCACACCUCCUACGCCCAGAGAUUUUCCAUCAACUCACACCUCUCUCUGUCCCAGCGCCGUUUCGCGACCCAAACAAGCAACCCUCCCCCGAGACACCUAUCUCGGAUUUGCUAGCACAGGGCCAUUUCCGCGCGGCCGCCAUCGCGAGUGUGCAAGCGCUCACCAGCAGUCCUGUAUCAGCAACACAGGCGGCGGCCCACCCGCCUGUGGACCCUCACGACCACGAGCGCAUCUUCUCGCUUUUGUACACGCGUCUCGCAUGUCUCUGCUUGAUCGACGCUGUACCGCUGGCGGCGCAGGAAGCGAAGGCACUGCAGGAUCUUAAUCAGGGCUUCUAUCUUGACCCCAUUGAUGGAUCGCACCUCAUGCCAUGGGAGCUACGUGUUUUGGCCAUCCGGCUCCAGACGCUUGGAUUUGGUGAUCCGAGGCGUGCGGUCAUGAGCUUUUAUGACCUGGCACGGGAGGCAAGGUUUGAGAUUGUAAGGGCAGGCAAGGCGCAUGAUCACUCAGCAAAGGAAGUGUGGAAGUCGAGACUUGGGGAGCUGGGGAUCAGGGUUGCUGGGGCUUUGGUGGAGAUGGAUGAUUUGGCAGGUGCGACAAGUCACUUGGCCAAUCUGAAGGAGGAGUCGGGAGAUGAACGUCUGGCCAUGGCGAAGGCUCUUCUGUGGCUGCAUCUUGGAGACGUGGAUGCGGCGAGAUGGUGUGUUAGAGAUGGCAAGGCAGAUCAGAUAUCGGAGAAGGUUGUGUCCGCACUCGCAGAUAUGGCAGACGGCGGGUACGAGACUGCUCUGGAAAAGUGGAGGGCUUUGAAGGAUGAUCUAGACGCCAAUGGUGUUGAGGACGAGAUGGUCGGCGUCAAUCUAGCCGUAUGCCUGCUCUAUCUGGGCAGGAUAGAGGAAGGACGUGGUAUCUUGCACCGUUCAGUCUCAAAUGGCCAGAGUUCACAUACGCUCCUGUUCAAUCUGAGCACGAUGUACGAGUUGUGCACUGAUAGGGCGAAGCAGUUGAAGAUGUCUUUGGCUGAGCAGGUUGCUGCUAUGGAAGCGACAUCGCAAGGGUGGGAGAAGACCAAUGCGGAUUUCAAGCUCUAAAGAUUAGAUUUCAUCUCUUCUUGACAAAUUGUUUCACCAAAUUACAUUGGUGUUCUAGUCCUGAUGGAUUUGGUCCCCACUUACAAUUAUGAAGGAUUGAUUUCAAUUGUUUCCAAUUCCAAUGGUAACAUGCGAACACCUAAAAUUAAGAGUCAUAGUGGGAAAUGGCUAUUCUCGAGGUCCAGGAUGUCAGAAUAGAGUGGCAUGAGCUAGAUCUGUAUCUCCGUGCAUCGGAAUUUUGUAUCUUAUCUUUUUAU
Messenger RNA from Truncatella angustata, 1992 nucleotides. RefSeq lists its product as uncharacterized. The record is from RefSeq and is a predicted model, not a curated record. Gene Ontology annotation, cellular component: Golgi apparatus; TRAPP complex. Bases 386 to 1735 code for a protein of 449 amino acids. The transcript is spliced from 4 exons. NCBI's taxonomy places the organism in Eukaryota, Fungi, Ascomycota, Sordariomycetes, Amphisphaeriales, Sporocadaceae.